Molecule: messenger RNA, 1755 nt
Organism: [Torrubiella] hemipterigena
Lineage: Eukaryota; Fungi; Ascomycota; Sordariomycetes; Hypocreales; Clavicipitaceae
Source: the annotation of a GenBank genome assembly
CACUUUUUUUUUUCGCCCUGCUGCGGCACGCCCCCCCUCCCAUUCUUCUUUCUCUGCGCAAAACAGAGAAGAGCAUCUCCCACGGGGGCGUGUGAACCCGGAGAGCUGGGAACAAGGCCGGGCAGCAUCUGCUCUACAGUCCCUUCGUGCGCCAAAACCGUCUAGCCUGGCGUAUGUGCGUGCUUGUUAAAUAUAGAGUUGGGCCGCCUCCACCACAUGGCCGCCAUAGCCAGAUACCUCUGCCCCAACUACUAAAACUAUAGCACGCCACUUUACUCCCGCUUCUGCAGAAAUCAGUACUAUAGUGUGAUAAAACGAUUCUUACUGCUCGACUAUUCAAUCCAGAGUACAACUUUCAGUGUUUCGCUUGGACAAUCUACGCCAGUUGGUUCUCUCGUCUGCCAUAUAAUACAACGUCCAACCAACAAGCUCUCGCGAUAUACCUUCCCACUCAACGCAGCACAAUAAAUACCGUCAACAUGUGUAAUUACAUCUACAAGGAGCUUAGCUGCCAACACCACUACCACCUCGUUGAGUCGUGGUGCAGCAAGUACAUUGCUACGGAGCGACGAUGCCCUCCCAAGGUCAUUAGCAAGCAGUACUGGGGCGAUGAUAUCUGCUCCGCCUGCAAAGAGCGCCAACAGCCAACACCAAAGCCUUGGGCCAGACUGAUACAGAGAUCUGGCCCUCGUCUGCCAUCAUACACAUCCUUGACCUCCUAUCCUUGCCAGAUUCCCGUCUAAAUUGACCUCGCAACACUUACAGCCUCUCUGGUUGCCACCAGAUGGCUACACCACAGCACACACCAGACUACACAUCUUCAUCGGUCUUUACCACGGCGCAAUUCGACACGGGAUUAUGGGACACAAGAAUGCACUGAUUGGACACGCAACAAUGCAGCACGGAGUUUUGAUUUUCCCCAUCUUUUUCUUUCUCAGCAUCGGCAUCAUCGUCUUAACAACAAGACGCCUCUUUUCUUCGACCACAAGGUCACGCAACAUGUUUUAUUUCAGUAUGGUUAUGGUUUAGGAUUCGUUCGGUGUUUGCUUUACUUUUGAGUUAAUAUUGGGUUGUUUGAUUCUUUAAGAGGAGGACAUGGGAAACAGUACAUGGACGCAGUUUUAGGAGCGCAAGCAUCAGCAUCUCGUCCAACAUUUACGCUCGACAGGCAAAAUUGUCAGAUAUACAAACACACGCAAGUGAUUUAGGUACUUCUUUUUGGCUUUUUUUUUCUUUUCUUUUUUAUUUCAAAAGACGAACAGUUUAGAUAGUAGAAUAUUAUUGAGUUCCUCCUUUUGCAUCGUCAUGUCUCACACUUUCACGAACUUGUGUCACAUAUGAACUAGUGUAAGUGGCGGUGAAAACACAUCGUGGUCAACCACACAAACUUGUGUAACAAGACAUAUCUAAUUCUUCAUGCCUCCAACGGCCACGCGUGCGAACCGUUAUUCUGUAUCACGCAAACAAAGUCUCCGUAGGCGAGCGCAGGUGCUUGUCGUCCAGGGCCUGAGUGGUCGGACGAGCGGCCUCCAGUAUCUCCAGAUUCCGUAUCUCCCGCCAAGGCAAAGCAAUUAUUAUGCCUAUUACCUAGAAAACAGGGAGAACCUACAGUGCAUAGUACUCAGAGCAUAACAGGGUGUAAAGCGCCUCAGGUGGCUGUGGAAACAGUCGCGCGGGAUGCGGUCGCUCAGCCCAAUGAGGCGUUGCAGCUUUAUGUCGGGGGCGGCAGCACCACCACCACCAGCUUAAACCGGU